AUGUAUGGGCUCAUGUACCCCUCAGUGCCCAAACAGCAACCUGUGGUGUUCACUACAUGUCCAGAGGACACCAAGCAUUAUGAUGAGGCACGGCAGUGUGUUGAGGAGCUGGCCCUCUACCUCAAACCCCUCAGCAGUGCACGAGGAUUGGGGUUGAGUAAUGCUGCUCAGAGCAUGCUGAGCCGCCCCAUGCAGAGGAAGCUGGUGACUCUGGUGCACUGUCAGCUGGUGGAAGAGGAAGGACGGGUCAGGGCCAUGCGGGCAGCCCGUUCUCUGGGUGAAAGAACUGUUACUGAGCUCAUUCUGCAGCACCAAAACCCCCAGCAGCUCUCCUCCAACCUAUGGGCUGCUGUCAGAGCCAGAGGCUGCCAGUUCCUGGGCCCUGCCAUGCAGGAGGAGGCACUAAAGCUGGUGCUGUUGGCUUUGGAAGAUGGAUCCGCUCUUUCCAGGAAGGUUCUGGUCCUCUUUGUGGUCCAGAGACUGGAACCAAGAUUUCCUCAGGCCUCCAAAACCAGUAUUGGACAUGUAGUUCAGCUCCUCUACCGUGCCUCCUGCUUCAAGGUGACUAAGCGAGAUGAGGAUUCAUCACUAAUGCAGUUGAAAGAGGAAUUCCGCACGUAUGAGGCACUUCGGCGGGAACACGACUCUCAGAUUGUUCAAAUCGCAAUGGAGGGAGGGCUCCGCAUCGCACCCGAUCAGUGGUCUUCUCUGCUGUAUGGAGACCAGUCUCAUAAGUCUCACAUGCAGUCCAUCAUUGACAAGCUGCAGACCCCAGCAUCAUUUGCUCAGAGCGUGCAGGAGCUGACCAUCGCACUGCAGAGGACGGGUGACCCUGCCAAUCUCAACCGGCUGAGACCUCACCUCGAGUUACUCGCUAACAUCGACCCCAGUCCAGAUGCUCCUCCUCCGACCUGGGAGCAGCUGGCGAAGGGGCUGGUGGGGGUAAAGACGGUGGUGCACGGCCUAGUGGACUUCAUCCAGAACCACAGCAAAAAGGGUGCCGACACGCAGCAGCCUCCACAGCACAGCAAAUACAAGACGUACAUGUGCAGAGACAUGAAACAGAAAGGAGGCUGUCCCAGAGGAGCUAGCUGCACCUUCGCCCAUUCUCAGGAGGAGCUGGAAAAGUACCGUAAAAUGAACAAACGUCUUGCUGCGCGAGUGCCCUGCACCCCUGGCCUGCUGCCUGAGGAGGUGGUCCCGCUGGAGCAUGGGCGAAAGGCCUCUACACUUACCAACGGGGCCCCUCUUCCCCAGCUCAUCCCCAGAGGCACAGACCCCUCCACAUAUGACCUCUUACUCAAGCCCAAGAUGGAUGCCACUAGCCUGAGCGCUCCUGGGUCGCCACCCGACACUUUGGAUAAAUCUAGCUUGGCCCUGACGUCCCACCCUGUGCCUCACCCCAGGGCAGAGCACUUACCCAUGUCCAAACAGGUGCCAGUCAUGCCCAGAGGUGCGCCACAGAUGUAUCCACAACAGCAGCCCGAGCUCUUCUAUCCAGAGCCCACCAGACCUACUCCCUCAGGAUCUCAGUAUGAUGCUCAGUACCCAACAGGCAACCCCUACCCAUACCAACCUCCACCAUAUGUCCCUCCCCGCUAUAUACGUAAUCCCCCUCCCCCGGGCGAGUCUGCAGUGCCACCUUACCCAGAGCCCUACCCGGGUUACAUCCCAGAUCGCCAAUAUCCAAGCCACCACUCUGGUCCCCCUUUCUCAUCCCACACAUAUGCACCAGCCUCCCAUUACAGUCGCAGACAUGGACACUAUCCUGUACCCCCACCUCAGUUUGCCCCGCCCAGAGACGACUUGGUCAGGAUGAGCCCAGUUCCUCUGGACAUUCCACCAGCCGCUAUGCCUCCACCUCCAGCAGGGGCUGCAGGUUCUCUGUACCACCCCCAGGAAGCGUCAUCCAGAGACAGAUACCCACCGGAGGGGUACUAUCCUCCUGGACCGCACCCCAGCCAAAUGCGGUCCCACAUAGGAGACCCGUAUAGCCGCUCUCAGCCUAGUCUGGAUGACUUGCAUCGCAGGCGCAAAGAGCUGCUUGUCCAGCUAGAGGAGAGAAAAGUCAUCUCUCCUCCCCCCUUUGCUGCCUCCCCGACUCUCCCUACACACCCGUUCCCCAACGACUACCCUCGGGAGUAUUUGGAGGACGGCUCUAAAGCCUUUGGAAGUCGGGAGCCGGACUACGCUGGGCAGUAUUCCCCCUGGUCAUGUGACACCAUAGGAUCAUACAUUGGCUCCAAGGAUGCUAAACCAAAAGAUGUCGGUAGUGCUGUGGAGAUGAUGAAUGCAGAGGGGAAAGUUCUCUGUGAACCUCCACUGGACACCCAGCGGCGCUCUGCAGAAGCCAAAGACGACGAUCCCAUCAUUCCCUUUGGUCCUCUGCCCACAGUGUCUCCUUUUGGUGCCAUUUCACGUACCUCUAAAACGGGUUACCAGACCACUGUGCCUGUACAGGCCAUAGCAUCCUCACAGGCCUCGGGCUCCAAACACAUGACCAUGACAGCAGACUAUCCAUAUGGAAACCACAGUGGAUGGGGAGGAGCGUCGUACCCUCAGCACCAGAGCAUUAACUCUCAGGGACACUUCAGCGAGCGUCUGCCAGUGUCUGCCCCUGACCGCGAGCAGCUCAAGAUUGAGCUCCAGCAAGUCAACCAACAGAUCAGUCAGCAGACACGCGGCAUGGAGGCGUGUGCGCUGGCAUCUCAGCCUGCAGCUGGAGUGAAGUGGUCUUCAGGUGGCACUGUGUCUAGUGAGCAGCUCAGCCUGGAGCUUGAUCACGUAGAGCUGGAGAUCAAAAAGAGAACCCGUGAAAUCACCAUUGAGAACCAGGUGGCCCAUGAAUACAAGCUGAAUGCCGCUGAGAAUGGGCAGACUAACCAUAAAGCCCAGCUGGAGGAGCUCUCUUUAGCAUUGGGUGAGGUGUCUAAUGGAUCCAGUGGCAUGAAGCCAGCCAGUAGUAUGGGUGGAUCUAUGCUCUCGCUGACCAAUAAGACGUCUUCUCUCACCCUCUGCUCCGCUGACCAAGCAGCGAGUAGCUCAGACCUUCAAAAGAAUGGUGUUGUUCACUCUUGCUCUUAAGAGCACACACACACACACACACACACAGAGACAACCUCUCCAGAGGUCAAUAUUCCUUCUCAGAGGGCUUUGAAAUUAAUCUCUUGACUAAUUCGAACCAGUUUCAAGAGACACAAGAUGUGUUUUUAAUAUUCAGACAGAGCUGAUAUGAGGGACACACACACACCUGCAUGCUGCUACAUGCAUGCACCGACACAGACUUCUGUUUUAUUUAGAAAAAUGAGCAGUAUCUGCCGUGAUAUAAAUUUUCUUUCUUUUUGUUCUGUGAAUGAGCUUUUUGUUUUAAUGACUUCUCAUCGCCUGGAAACCAGGGCAUCUGAAUAAUGCUUACUUUGUUGUUUUCCCUCUAUAUCAAGAAAGAACAGUCAACCCAAAGCUAGCACAGACAGGAUGACACAAACUAGUGGAAUCAAAAUGAGAAUCGAGCGCACUAUUUUUAGCAUCGGGGCUAGUUGCUGAUUGUGCAGUCGGGGCUCUGUGGAAAUGUUCAACUCCCUGGAUCUCUGCAGCCUUGAAUAUGAUCUGACUCGCCAGGUUUAAAGUAGCAUGGAGAACCUUUUAUGAAUCCAUUUUUAUGGACUGUUAACACGGGUCUCCCCACAUGACACACGACCGUGGCAGUGUAUCGCCGUAAGGCAAUUCGAUUGGGCUCUGGAUGACACAAGGGGGAAGAGAUAUCUAUAUAUAAUCAGUUGUCAGGUUUUGUUUAAUUUAUGGUUUGGCUAUAUAACUUAAGGAAUUUGUAAAUGUGUGGUGACACGUGUCUAAAGCAUUCUGUUUUAUAGAAUGCAAACGGAUGUCUUGAAAAAUUAGCACUUUCUUUCCAUGAGUGUGUGCUUUUUAGUAGAAGAGGUGCAACACUUCCCUUGUGUUCUUCAGAGCUCUGUGGUCGGGAUGAGUUUUGUUUCUCUCAGCGCAAAGAUUACAGCCUUUUAGGAAAUUAUUUCAUCAGUUUUCUCUAACUUCUGUGAAGUUGCAUAUUUGGCUCUCUUGGUCGAGUUUGCAUAUUCGAGUCUAGCCACUAAACCGCUGCGUAGAAGUACACCAGGGCAGUAGUUUCGACAAUGCCAGGUCCCAUAGCGCUAAACGAUCGCGUUACAGUUUUGUACAUUGUUAAAGGGAUAGUUCAACCAAAAAGGCAAAUUCUGUCAUGAUUCCGUUACCCUUAUGAGGGGGGGAGGGUGUGAACUGUCCCUUUAAAUAAAAAUCCAGACAGAUGUUCAUUAUAGAUGAGCUAUUUAAUGUCUUAGGUUUCCUCUGUAUAAACUCAAAAUUAGUUUGGAAUCAAUUCUUCAGAGAUGAUUAUGAACUUCUGCAGAAACGAGAUAAGCAGAAUAUUCAAUGCGACUCAUGAAUCGAGGCCUGUUGAGUUUAUCCUCCAUCAGCUUGCUUUGACUUAAAAGGGUUUUUACACAACAAACCCAAUGACUGUUUCCAAACGAGGCCCCGUAAAUGAAGAGAACAAGAUUAUUCGAAGUCUGAAGUCUUCCUAUAGUGAUGACAUUCUUCACGUGUGACUUUUUGUUCUAGUCUCUUGAGACCGACUAUGAUAUACAGCUCCAAUUUUGGGUGCAACCUCUUAACGUGUAAUCUUUUGUGGUUUUUGUGCUAUAGCCGUGGUGAUAUAGUUGAUUUCUCUUAUUACGAUGACUUGUAGUCACGGUCAUUAUUUGAUGUUCUUGCUUGUCAAAGAGCAAACGCAGCCUUUUCAAGCAGUCGCCGAGAUUGAAAUCCAGCUGUGCCGACAUGCAAAGAUGACGUCAACCUUACUAUCAAGGUUUAAACUUACCACGUGAUGUCCAUCACACUCACUGAGGAAAUUCUCCAGAAUGUCGACUUUCUCCUUGCUAAAUUGUUACCUCCUCCCUCUCCACGACAUGGAAAUUGAAUUCUCGUAGUGUUUUUAUUUCAUGCUGUUGAAGAUCCCGUGAACUAGUUAAGGCUUUGCCUAAUAUGAGAUGUGUUGUGUAGCUUAUGA
This is a messenger RNA of Sinocyclocheilus anshuiensis, 5062 nucleotides long. Its product is annotated as roquin-1-like. Gene Ontology annotation, cellular component: cytoplasmic stress granule. Gene Ontology annotation, molecular function: mRNA binding; double-stranded RNA binding; ubiquitin protein ligase activity. The transcript is spliced from 19 exons. The coding region runs from base 1 to 3084 and encodes 1027 amino acids. Lineage: Eukaryota; Metazoa; Chordata; Actinopteri; Cypriniformes; Cyprinidae. The record is from RefSeq and is a predicted model, not a curated record. Gene Ontology annotation, biological process: ubiquitin-dependent protein catabolic process; protein polyubiquitination; nuclear-transcribed mRNA catabolic process, deadenylation-dependent decay.